UAUUUUGUAAACAAAGCGGAGCUGUAUUUAAAACUGCUAAAUUUAACACAAUGCUCUUAAAGCAGGCUAUUUCAUGUUUAUGUAGAAAUAAUUUGUAUAAAAAUCCACUUCUUAAAAAUUAUAGUCUUAUAGCAACAGUUCUAAAAUCGCAGCUAGGUGAAACUGCUGAAGUAAAGGGCUGGGUAAAAAAUUUAAGAGUCCAGAAAGAGCACAUAUUUGCUGAUGUAUAUGACGGUUCUAGUGCUGAAAAAUUACAAAUUAUUAUACCAAAAGCUUUAAAAACUGAUACUUUGACAUAUGGUUCUUCAGUAAAUAUAACAGGUAAAAUAACAAAAAGUCCCAGAGGACAGCUGGAGCUCACAGCAGAAGAUGUCAAAGUAAUUGGUCAAUGCAUUGUUAUGGAUGGAUAUCCCUUUAAUCCACGAACUGCCCAUCCUCCAGAAUAUGUCAGGCAGUUCCUCCAUUUGAGAUCAAGAACUAAUUAUAUAUCAGCAAUGCUAAGAGUUCGUCAUUCCAUAACCAAACAUAUACAUGAUUACUUCUAUGAAAGAAAUUAUACUCACAUUCAUACUCCUAUCUUAACAUCAAACGACUGCGAGGGUGCUGGAGAAGUAUUCAAAGUUGAGCCAGAUAAUGAAGAAACUAUCAAAGCAAUGAUGCAAGAAGGUAAAAACAGAGAAACUGUUUAUUUUGGCAAAAAAACAUAUUUAACAGUUUCUGGACAGUUGCAUUUAGAAGCAAUUUGUAGAGGAAUGGGUAAUGUUUAUACAUUAGGUCCAACAUUUAGGGCAGAGAAUUCUAGAUCUAGGCUACAUUUAUCUGAGUUUUACAUGCUAGAAGCAGAAUUAGCAUUUUGUGAUACACUAGAGAAGUUGAAGUUGACAAUUGAAGACUUAUUAAAAUACAUAUUUAUUGAAACAAGAAAUACAAAUGAGGCAGAUUUGUUUUUGUUAGAUAAAAACAAUAAAGCUCCCAAAUGGCUUGAUAAAAAUUUUGUAACAGUUACUUAUGAGGAAGCUAAAAAUUUGUUACAGAAAAAGGGUAAAAAUGCAAGUGAAGACGGUUUGAACAAAGAUGAAGAACUGGCUCUGGUUGAAAUAUGCCAGGGGGUUCCUGUAUUUGUUGUAGAAUGGCCAAAAAAUCUAAAAUCCUUCUACAUGAAAGAGUCCACUUCCAAUAGUAGUAUGGUGGAUGCCUUAGAUUUACUGACCCCGAUAACAGGGGAGAUGGUGGGAGGCAGCCUCCGUGAGGAUGAUUAUAUGAAAUUAAAACAUAAACUUCCUUCAGAUUCCUUAAACUGGUACCUGGAUCUAAGAAAGUUUGGCAAUAUCCCUACUGGAGGUUUCGGUUUAGGCCUUGAAAGACUCAUGCAAGUUGUUUGUAGUGUAUCCAAUAUUAAAGAUACUUUGCCUUUUCCUCGGUGGCCACAUAAUUGUGAUAUGUAAAAUUAAAUUGUUAGCAAAAUGUAACAAAGCUAUAUGUAUUCAUACAUAGAAUCAGGUUUGUAUAAAAAGUGAUUUUAGUAAAAAAUAAAACAAAUUUUAUUUUAUUGAA
Aricia agestis (brown argus) is the source of this 1554-nucleotide messenger RNA. It is a transcript of the gene AsnRS-m, whose product is annotated as probable asparagine--tRNA ligase, mitochondrial. Gene Ontology annotation, biological process: asparaginyl-tRNA aminoacylation. Gene Ontology annotation, molecular function: asparagine-tRNA ligase activity; ATP binding; nucleic acid binding. The transcript is spliced from 3 exons. Gene Ontology annotation, cellular component: mitochondrion. Lineage: Eukaryota; Metazoa; Arthropoda; Insecta; Lepidoptera; Lycaenidae. Bases 51 to 1445 code for a protein of 464 amino acids. The record is from RefSeq and is a predicted model, not a curated record.